Molecule: messenger RNA, 2598 nt
Organism: Nannospalax galili (Upper Galilee mountains blind mole rat)
Lineage: Eukaryota; Metazoa; Chordata; Mammalia; Rodentia; Spalacidae
Gene: Adam32
Product: ADAM metallopeptidase domain 32
Exons: 22
Coding region: 1-2598 (865 amino acids)
Biological process (GO): cell adhesion; proteolysis; binding of sperm to zona pellucida
Cellular component (GO): plasma membrane
Molecular function (GO): metalloendopeptidase activity
Source: RefSeq, a predicted model, not a curated record
AUGGUGGCCCGUACAGGGACCCUGAUGUUCGCGACAAAUGGUGGCCCGACUUUUGCCUUCAAAACUGUGGGAAAAUUAAUUUCUCUUGUGCUAGCCGCCUUGUCUGAGCUGCCUUGUGUGUUGGCUGCCUUGCCUGUGGGCCACAUCGUUAUAGAAACCGUCUGCUCCAAGGCACAUGGCUUCCAGGAAGCUGGCUGCACCCAUGGGAGCCGGGCCACCCUGUGGUGCCUGGAGUUGCACAAGUGUGAUGUGGGCAGUGCCUACCUUCCUGCCUUACUGGAUGCAUCUUUUUCUAUUCCUUUGAUAAAACCAGGUAGGCAGUCUGUGGUGGUUUAUGAAGGUCUGUUGGGCUUGUUUGGUGGAACUGGGUGGGACGCAGCCACUGCUUCGCUUCACACGUUGAACAAACGUGGCCUCACUCCAUUUUUCUGGGUUCUCCAGGAACAGAUAUCUUACAUUAUUCCAAUAGACGAGAAGCCGUACACUGUGCACCUGCAGAAAAGAUAUUUUUUAGCAGAUCAUUUUAUGGUUUAUUUGUAUAAUCAAGGAUCGAUAAAUUAUCAUGCUUCAGCUAGUCCGGCUCAGUGCUACUACCAAGGCUACGUGGAAGGUUACCCCAACUCUGUUGUCACACUCAGCACCUGCUCCGGACUGAGAGGAAUACUGCAAUUUGAAAAUGUUUCUUAUGGAAUCGAGCCCCUGGAAUCUGCAAUUAUAUUUCAACAUAUUGUUUAUAAACUAGGGAAUGAAGACAAUGCACUAGCAAAUCUUAACAAAAACAGCAGAAGCAUCGCAGACCCUCCGCUGGACUAUGGCAUUUUAAUAGACGGAAGGGUGAAACAACCUUUGCCAGUUUUAUACCCUCUCUUUAUAGAGAUGAGCAUUGUGGUGGACAAAGAUUUGUGUGAUUAUUUGGGAUCCGAUAGCAGGAUAUUAACCAAUAAAAUCAUUGAAAUAAUCAGUCUUGUAAAUUCAAUGUUUUCCCAACUCAAGGUUACUAUUGUGCUGUCCUCACUGGAGCUGUGGUCAGAUGAAAAUAAAAUUUCUACAGCUGGUGAGCCAGACGACUUAUUGCGCAGAUUUCUGGAAUGGAGAAAGGGUUUUCUCACCCUAAGGCCUCAUGAUAUUGCCUAUUUAUUCAAGUAUAAUGAAAAUCUUGAGUAUAUGGGAGCAACUUUUCCUGGAAAAAUGUGUGUCACCAGCCAUUCUGCAGGAAUCGCAGUGUACCUCAAGGGCAUGACGCUGGAGACCUUUGCAGUCAUUGUCACACAGAUGCUGGGCCUCAGUCUGGGAAUAUCACACGAUGAUCCAGUGAAAUGUCACUGCCCAGCAGCUGUCUGCGUAAUGAAUCCAAAAACCAUGCAGACCAGUGGCAGGAAGAUUUUCAGCAAUUGCAGUUUGAAUGACUUUCAAAAUUUCAUUUUGAAUGUGGGUGCCAAAUGUCUUCAAAAUAAACCACAAUUUCAAGUGAGUCCGAGACCAUUCUGUGGAAAUGGCAUUGUGGAGGGAAAAGAAGCUUGUGAUUGCGGUAAUAAAAACCAAUGUGGACCCGACAGCUGUUGUGAUCCUCAAAGCUGUGUACUAAAACCAGGAAAGGAGUGUGACAGCCAAUCUCCCACAUCAACCUGCUGUGAAGCUUGUAAGUUUUUAGCAAAAGGCCAGGAAUGCAGGCCUGCAAAGCACAGAGAAUGUGACAUCCCUGAGUUCUGCAAUGGCAGCACAGCAAGAUGCCCGCCUGACAUAACUAUACAAGAUGGAAACAUGUGCAAAAAAAAUAGUUUUUUUUGUUAUGAUGGAGAUUGCCAUGAUCUGGACGCACGAUGUGAGCACCAUUUUGGAAAAGGCUCCAAAAAAGCUCCGUUUUCCUGCUAUGAAGAAAUACAAAGUCAAACAGAUAGAUUUGGUAACUGUGGUAAGGAUUCACAUAACAGAUUCAUAUUCUGUGGAUGGAGGAAUCUCAUAUGUGGGAAAUUAAUUUGUACUUACCCUCGACGAACUCCUUACAUCUCAAAGUUCAAGUCCUCUUCUGUGAUUUAUGCUUUUGUACGAAAUAAAACAUGUGUAUCUGUGGAUGUAGGAUCUAUUACAGAUGAUCCAUUCAUGGUUAAAAGUGGCCCUAUAUGUGAUAUAGACAGGAUUUGUAUAAACAGUGUAUGUGUAGAAUCAAGACACAUUAAGGCUAUAUCUGCCGAAUGUUCAAAAAAGUGCUCUGGACAUGGAGUAUGUGAUUCACUUGGCACAUGCCGCUGUGAAGCUGGCUACGAACCUCCAACGUGCAGCAGAAAAUCAAGAUCAUCUGCAUUGGCUGAUCAAAAUGAUUUGACAAUGCAAAGAGCUUCUAGGAAGGCUGAAAAGAAGUGGCUGCCAGGUCUGUACAUUGCUUUAUCUGUGCUCAUCGCAGCAACCUUAGUAGUCGUGGCGUGGAGCAGCUUGAAAUCGUGGCUUCCCCAGGAAGAGGGAUCCCUGAGGAGCAACCGGUUUAAGAGGUGCGGCUUCCCGGGCUUCCGAGGAGCUGGCCUGCUGCGCUCCUCCCAGACGCUUCUGGCUCUCACUAACCCUCCUUGUCAGGGGAGGGGGCUCCUGGCCCUAGAGCCAUGA